AAUCUUCUUCAUUCCAAAUGGAUAUCUGAUGCAACGUCGAUGUGCAGAGGCCACGGGAAAAGAAGAAUUGUGUGGAGCAGGAGUGGACUAUAUCUCCUUUACUGUUCGCAGUGGGCAAAGCAAAUUGGUGGAGUUCGACUCUGCCCUAAACAAAAAGUCCCAGCUAUAUGCACAUACUUUUCGAUCUCUCUGUGAAUUUAUAUAUAUGAGAUGAACUUGUCAGAAGCUUUCCAGUUUUCGUCUUCUGAUGAUUUCUUCUUCUCGAAGAAAUUGAGAGCUAGCCAUGGAAUUAGAAUUGGCCAAAGAAUAUAAAAAUGAGGGCAGCAACAGAGGCACGCGGAAGAACCGGGCGUCGGGGACGACGACGACCUCUUCCGCGUCGUCGGAGGAGUUCUCGAGCGGCGUCACGGAGGAGGAGGAGGAGGAAGAAGAGUACAUGGCCAAUUGCCUCAUGCUCCUCUCCCGCGGCCUGGUCGACGUCGGUACCGUGACCCCUGCGUCGCGCUGCCGAAGCGGAGGAUACGAGUGCAAGACCUGCAACAAGAGCUUUCCUUCGUUUCAGGCCCUCGGAGGCCACCGCGCCAGCCACAAGAAGACCAGGGCGGUGCCGGAAACGACCAUCGAACUGCGUUUACAAUCCGCGACCGGGACGGUGGCGGUUUCAGCACUGCUGGAUAGCAACAGGGUGAGACUCCACGAGUGCUCGAUAUGCGGCUCGAAGUUCUCGUCCGGCCAGGCGCUCGGCGGCCACAUGAGGCGGCACCGGCCGGUAGCAACCGCCACUGAGACGGCGCCGAAGACUAAGAAGGAACAAGUUCGUCUCUUUCCACUGGAUCUUAACCUUCCUGUACCUUUCGACGACGAUCCCUAGGAAAGAAUAUGAUUUCUUUAGAAUUCUUUUUCCUGUGUAAUCUGAAAUCAUUGCUUCAAUCAGUAGCUUCGCGGGUAGCGGGCUAUGUUUUCUCCACCACAGCAGAGAAAAAGUAGCGUAGCGUUGGAAUAAAUAAUGUUUUAUCGGAUAUUUAG
Zingiber officinale is the source of this 1026-nucleotide messenger RNA. RefSeq names its product zinc finger protein ZAT5-like. The record is from RefSeq and is a predicted model, not a curated record. The transcript has a single exon. NCBI's taxonomy places the organism in Eukaryota, Viridiplantae, Streptophyta, Magnoliopsida, Zingiberales, Zingiberaceae. Bases 284 to 871 code for a protein of 195 amino acids.